This is a messenger RNA of Cloeon dipterum, 620 nucleotides long. It is a transcript of the gene Srp19, whose product is annotated as signal recognition particle 19. The transcript is spliced from 4 exons. Lineage: Eukaryota; Metazoa; Arthropoda; Insecta; Ephemeroptera; Baetidae. Gene Ontology annotation, molecular function: 7S RNA binding. The coding region runs from base 98 to 541 and encodes 147 amino acids. The record is from RefSeq and is a predicted model, not a curated record. Gene Ontology annotation, cellular component: signal recognition particle, endoplasmic reticulum targeting. Gene Ontology annotation, biological process: SRP-dependent cotranslational protein targeting to membrane, signal sequence recognition; SRP-dependent cotranslational protein targeting to membrane.
UCGCCAGGUUGCUUUUGCUUGUGGUUCACUUUUUGCCUUGAGGUGACAACUUUUCCAGCUGCUUCGCUGCUUGCUGACAGAAUUGUUUUCGCAAAUUAUGGCGUCGGCAUACUACAAGGAUAUAAGCCACAGUGACAGGAAGAGGUGGGUUUGUAUCUACCCCGCGUACAUCAACAGCAAGAAAUCGAGGGCUGAGGGUCGUAGGGUUCCAAUUGAGAAGGCGGUGGAUACCCCAACAGUGCAGGAAAUGAAAGAUGUGCUGCUUGCUGCCGGGUUCGCAUCUACCUUUGGCAUCGAGAGGAGCUUUUACAGUCGGGAAGGCAGCAAAGAGCCCCAGUAUAUCGGACGUGUCCGAUUGCAGCUUAAGAAUGAUAAAGGAGACCCACUGAAUCCUGAAUUCCCGACAAGAGACUCGGUUUUGCUACAUCUAGGAGAGAUGAUUCCAAAGUUGAAGUCUAGAACUCAGCAAAAGCAGUCGACUGAACAGCAAGCCUCCCAGUCGACCUCAUCAUCCAAGAAAAAGGGCAAAGGCAGACGCUAAUCUCAAAUCAAACUUUUAUAUUCUGCGUUAAGUUUUUAUUUUGUAAAUUGUCGAGAAUACUAAUUGAUUCCAGACCUUA